Messenger RNA from Mus caroli (Ryukyu mouse), 785 nucleotides. RefSeq names its product protein phosphatase 3 regulatory subunit B, beta (gene Ppp3r2). The record is from RefSeq and is a predicted model, not a curated record. Gene Ontology annotation, molecular function: calcium ion binding. NCBI's taxonomy places the organism in Eukaryota, Metazoa, Chordata, Mammalia, Rodentia, Muridae.
GCCAACGGUAGCACGGUUUGCCCUGCCGUCUCCUCCCUCCGCUGCCUUUGCCAGCCCUACCGCCUCGCCAUGGGAAAUGAGGCCAGCUACCAAACUGAGCUGUGCAACCACUUCGACCAGGAAGAGAUCAGAAGGCUGGGUAAAAGCUUCAGGAAGCUGGACUUGGACAAAUCGGGCUCCCUGAGCAUAGAAGAGUUCAUGAGGCUGCCUGAGCUGCAGCAGAAUCCGCUGGUGGGCCGAGUGAUCGACAUCUUCGACACAGACGGCAACGGGGAAGUGGACUUCCACGAGUUCAUCGUGGGCACCUCCCAGUUCAGCGUCAAGGGUGAUGAAGAGCAGAAGCUAAGGUUCGCCUUCAGAAUCUACGACAUGGAUAAUGAUGGUUUCAUCUCCAAUGGGGAGCUCUUCCAGGUGCUUAAGAUGAUGGUGGGAAACAACCUCAAGGACUGGCAGCUGCAGCAGCUGGUGGACAAGAGCAUCUUGGUCCUGGAUAAGGAUGGCGAUGGCCGGAUAUCCUUUGAAGAGUUCAGUGAUGUGGUCAAAACCAUGGAGAUCCACAAGAAAUUGGUCGUGUUUGUAGAACACGGUCAAGAAGACUUAAACGCUUAAAACUAAGAAAAUGUACAUCUUUGCCUUUCUUUCUCAAGGUUGUGUAUGUGGGAGAAGACAACAUUUCUCAUGUGGAGUAUUAGGAACUCCUUCCCUGUGGCAUUCAGACUUUUAACAGAUUGUUAACUUCAUGUUGUAACAACUAGCAAAAAUAUAUUUAUCUUUGCUUAGUGUCC